AUGCCUCCUCCAGCCCCUUCAGGCCUUCGCAACCGAGACGCUUCGUGUAUUUAUUCCACGAUCGGUAAACGAUUGGCUCCCGCAGAGUUUACGGAAAAAGAUGCGAGAACUAACAAGAAGGCUCGCGAAGAUCAGCCCAACGUAGUCCUGUGCAUCAAGAUCCCAGCACGGAAGCUGAACGAUGAGCAGGCCAAAGUCGUUCAUAUCAAGCUCUUUGCGAAAGUUAAAGACUGGAAAGCUAUACGGGAAAUUGAAUGCCACUGCUCCCAAGACGGAAGCCUGAAUCUUCUUCAGGUCGCAGCACAGCUCGGUGUACAUGGCAAAUGUCAUGUGGUCGAUCCUCGUAAUUUCCGACCAUUCCAUGAAUACGCGCCAGGUAUUGUAGAAAGCGGAGACGUCGAGACCUUGACAAAGGACCGCCAGAGUGAGCUGUGGACGAUGCAUCCAUGGGCAACAACAUACGGUUCCGGGCUUUCAAGCAGAGCCAAUAUUGGCCUGUGGGUUGUUCUAGCGGCUCAGGCACCAAUUAAUGCCCCUAAUUCAAACAGACGCGGCGGCGCGCACGAGAAUGGCUCAGCGAGGAAGAGGGCACCUGCGCAGAAGAGGGCGUUACGAGGAAGCCCUCAGGGCAUCGAAGUGGGCAAGGAAAAGGGCAGUGACGACGGCACUGGAGCAGAAGAGGGCGAUGGCAUCGACAACGACAACAGCGAGGAGGGCAUGGGCGAGGAGGAGGAGGCAGACACGCAUGCGCGGAAAGCGAACCCAUACUUGGAUAUCGAGGCUAUCGUCGACAACAAGGAGGAGGAGGAGGAGGAGGAAGAAGAAGAAGAGGAGGAGGAACUGGCCGAGUUGCUCGCCGACGUCCAACGCACUCAACAAGCUCGGGCGCAUCUUGAUAAUGCAUGUGUCGGCGACAAUGCUGCUGACGCAGAAGCCAUGGCCCGGUCUAUUACGGAGAGAGACAUGGCGGCUAGACGUGCACAGCGGGCCUCGCAGUCGGGUGGCGCAGUCGUCUCUCUUGCCCCCGAUGGAAUCCACCUUCAAGCCACGGAAAAUGGUUUCCUCUCUCCUUGGGUGUGCAUCUCGCGUGGUACAUAUAAGCACGAUGUGGCCUUCGUGGAGUCGCGAGAGGACUCUCUCCUCCACGUCUGGGUGGUUCCGCGCUUGCCUACUACAAAAAAGCGGCAGCACGGAAGAACUUCUCAGCAACCAAUGCCGCCAGCAUUACUGAAGGAGUUGUUCAGAGAGGCUGUGACAGAAAGUGAAGGUGAUCGGCUGAUACAUAUUCUCAAGGGCAAGAAGUUCAAAGGCGGCCUCCUGCAGCUCGAACUCACUUUGGACCGGGUGACUUUCGAUGUCCACGCGACUCGAAACGACGUAUUCGUCUUUAAUGCGGCGAAAUUCGUGCCAAAGACAGCGAUAGCGAAGCUCAUUCUAUUCUGUGUUGACUUCGAACCGGCUGCAGGCACGCAUGUGAUCGUUAUACAGGGCGAGCAAUGCAGCCUCAUUGGUGUCGUGCAUUCAGUCAUUAAUGGACAGGCUACGCUAACCAAUCUCUACCACGAGAAGUUGGAUGAUGAACUUUCGUCUCUCGUGCUACCUGUAACUCAGUUACACCCCCUUUGGGCAGUUGGCGAUGCGGUCAAAGUUAAGACGGGCCUCCAUGCGGGCUUGGAAGGGCAAGUGAUUGCCAUGGAUGAUUUCGAUGUCACAAUUGUUCACAUGAACAAAGUCGAGGCGGAAUGGACCUCGAUACAGCCGUCGGUGACAGUAUCAAGGCCGGGAGAGCAGCGCCCCUCACGCUCUGAGACGCAAACAGAGGAAGAGGUGGAGAUGGAGCUUGCCCUCAAGCAUCCUGACCGACGGAAUCCCGACAUCGGGCGAGCGGUGCGUGUCAUCAAAGGCCCUUUGAAGGGAUUUGUGGGCACAUUGCGAAACGUCACGUACCACGGCGAUUACGAGGUUGAGCUUGAAGCCAAGCUUUUAACCUCGAGGGGCGUCCUCUUGUUCCAAAAGCCCGAGAUCGCAUUCCGGUCAGAAGAAAGGGGCAACAUCGACACGGCGGAGCGUGGUCUGCUCCCUGAGCAGCCUCGGACCCCAUUGGGCCACGAAUUAGAACCCGCGUCACACAACACAGAUUCAGCAUGGGCGUAUUUGGUGGAACUUGAUGGACCCGAUGGAUCGAUGUCUUCAGUCGAACCUAAUGGACCCAAUGGAUGGAUGCUGGAUGCGGCUGUGGCACCUGCGUUCCAUACUUAUCGCUUCAAGUUCAUGUGCACAGCCGGUCAACUCCGAGACAAGCUGAUGACCACGGUGAAGGGAGCCUCCCCAGUGAACGGCAAGGUGCGAUGCGAAUACCGGACGCGAAAGCUGGAAUAUGCCGAUGUCUCUCUCCAAGACCUCGCCAUAUUGUGA
This is a messenger RNA of Sparassis crispa, 2415 nucleotides long. RefSeq lists its product as hypothetical. The transcript is spliced from 12 exons. NCBI's taxonomy places the organism in Eukaryota, Fungi, Basidiomycota, Agaricomycetes, Polyporales, Sparassidaceae. The record is from RefSeq and is a predicted model, not a curated record. Bases 1 to 2415 code for a protein of 804 amino acids.